Oncorhynchus tshawytscha (Chinook salmon) is the source of this 1880-nucleotide messenger RNA. RefSeq names its product microsomal glutathione S-transferase 1-like. Gene Ontology annotation, cellular component: mitochondrion; membrane. NCBI's taxonomy places the organism in Eukaryota, Metazoa, Chordata, Actinopteri, Salmoniformes, Salmonidae. The transcript is spliced from 4 exons. The coding region runs from base 175 to 639 and encodes 154 amino acids. Gene Ontology annotation, molecular function: glutathione transferase activity. The record is from RefSeq and is a predicted model, not a curated record.
CUGUUCAACCUGUCCUCAAUUUCGCAACACCACAUGUGGCCUCGGUCCAAGUGUCCCAGAAUUCAACAACGCCUUCUUUUGCAGUGUCAAACGAUCUCUGGUCUGUGAAAUAUACUCCUGAUUUACAGAAAGAGGGAUUUACAAUCCAGACUGCGAGACUCGAACCGAACAGCCAUGGCAGAGCUAACUCAUAUAAUAGACAGCGAGGUGGUCCUGGCCUUCUCUACCUACGCCACUAUCGUCGUCCUCAAGAUGAUGCUGAUGUCUCCUAUGACUGCAUACUUCCGCUUUACGAGAAAGUGUUUUGCCAACAUGGAAGACACAGGGAUGGCUAAGACUCCAGAGGACAAGAAGAGGAUGCUGAGAGUUGACCCGGAUGUGGAACGUGUGAGAAGAUGCCACCAGAACGACCUGGAGAACAUCAUCCCGUUCAUAGUGAUUGGUCUGCUGUAUACCCUGACGGGGCCCGACCUCUCCACUGCUCUGCUCCACUUCCGGGUGUUUGUUGGUUCCAGGCUCUUCCACACGGUGGCCUACAUCCUCCCCCUGCCCCAGCCCAGCAGAGGUCUAGCUUGGAUGGUUGGCAUGGGAGCUACCUUCUCCAUGGCAUACAGAGUGCUAAGCACAACGCAUCUCUGAAGAGGCGAUCAAUCAAUUAAUAAUUAAUCAGAUUGAUUGAUUCAAAGUUUUCAGAUGGCCUAAAAUAGUCCUCGGGACACUCUACCUCUGAGGAGACACCCACACAUUUAUUAGACCUGGGUCAAAUAGGCUACAUAAUGUUAAAUACAUUUGACAGUGCUUGAUUGUACUUGGAGUUUGCACUUCUGGGACUAUUCUAUUGGUUCUGUUGUAUCAGGCAGACUAACUAUACAUUCUCUGCACGUUUUGUUUUUAACUCAGCACUGAAUUUGAUCUGUGCAAAAAAAAAAAGUAUUAAUAUCAGCAAAAAAAUAAUUUAACUAAACGUAGGGCUCUGAUUCAAUCUAUUUCACGGAAGGUCAGUGCUAGAGCGCAGUAGACAUUAAACGGCAACGUUCCCUCGGAAACUCCAUUCAAGAUAAACGCUGCAUACAUUCGGAAACUCCAUUCAAGAUAAACGCUGCAUACAUUCGGAAACUCCAUUCAAGAUAAACGCUGCAUACAUUCGGAAACUCCAUUCAAGAUAAACGCUGCAUACAUUCGGAAACUCCAAUUAACAUUUCAAGUGCGCUAGAGCGCUGACCUUAGGCGAUACGGAUUGAAUGGAGCCCUAAACUAAAAUCAAGUGUAGUUCAGUAUCCGAUACCGCGUGUAUCUGGCUAUUUUUACCCACAUCAAAUCACCAGUUUAUUGGUCUCGUACACAGAUUUGCAGAUGUUAUCGCAUGUGCUGUAAAAUGAUAGUGUUUCUAGGUCCAAUAGUGCAGUCAUACCGAGCAAUGCAUUAAAAUAAAUAAAACAUACACACAUGACCCGGUCUGUCUGGUUGUCUGACUGACUGCAAACACCUAUUUUAUAUCUUAGACAUUUUUUGCAUCUGAUGUGAUAAUCUAAUGUUUAUAAAUUAUUAAAUUCGGGUUUUGGGAAUUAAAGUUGAAUUAAAAAUGUGGGGGGGAUUAUUGUUUGAUUUUAAUUGAAAUAGGGCCUAUGAAGUAGGCUACAAGUACCAGAGAUAUUUUGCUAAUUGGCUAAUGAAUAUGACCUUAUACUUGAUCUAAUUCUGUAUCUUUUUAAAUUCUGUAUAUGUUUUUAGAUCUACAUAUCAUCUGAUAUGUUUACUAGGCCACAUAUCUGUAAUGCUACUGAUUGGUUUGCUUUGUUCGUUCCAUUUUCUAAGCCAAUCAGGGAUUGGCCCUUUUUUUUAAUGCUUUCCACCUGUGAAUAAACGAACGAUCUCUAGAA